GGUUGGGGCCCAAGUUAAGCGUCCCGGCCAAGUCCAGGGCUAGGCCUCCAUGGGGACAGCCCAGCUGGGCCGAGGAGGCCGCCCACCACGGGGCCUGCCUCUCUGCAGCCAGCCCGGCCCUCACAAACGAACAAUAACAGGAAACCAUCCUUGGUGGGGGUGGGGGGGUGCACAUGGGCCAGGGCCAGCUGGAAAACCUGAAGGGGCGGCGGCCAGGCCUCCCUCACCGCCGGGUGGGGCUCCCCUCCAGAGGCUGUUGGCCGAGCUCUGCACAGUUCCACGGCACGAUCAGCCCCGGCCGGACAGCCAGACGGAACAGACACACCUCUCAGCCCACAGGCGAGAGCCGUCCGUCCCGGGAAGAUGCAGGUGUUCGUGAUGCUGCUGGCUGCAGGGGGCACCUGCCUGGGCCUGCUAGCUGCAGCGGCCGUCAACCCUGACCAACCCAACCCCCCCAGCUCGCUGCCCAUUCACCGGCGCCAGAAGAGAGACUGGAUCUGGAACCAGAUGCACAUCGAUGAAGAGAAAAACGGCUCACUGCCCCACUAUGUGGGCAAGAUUAAAUCAAGCGUGAACCGCAAGAACACCAAGUACCAGCUCAAAGGAGAGUCUGCCGGCAAGGUCUUCCAGGUUGAUGAGAGCACAGGGGACGUGUAUGCCUUUGAGAGGCUGGACAGGGAGAAGAUCUCUGAGUACCACCUCAUCGCCCUCGUGGUGGACAAGAACACUGAGAAGAACCUGGAGUCUCCUUCCAGCUUCACCAUCAAAGUUCACGAUAUCAAUGACAACUGGCCUGUGUUCACGCACCGGGUGUUCAAUGCCUCCGUGCCCGAGAUGUCAGGGAUAGGGACCUCGGUCAUCCAGCUGACAGCAAUGGAUGCAGAUGACCCCACCGUGGCAGACCACGCCUCUGUCGUGUACCAACUCCUGAAGGGAGAAGAACAUUUCAGCAUCCGUGGUUCCGGACUGAUUGUCACAGCGAACAAAAACCUGGACCGAGAGAAGCAGGCCAAGUACGAGAUCGUGGUGGAAGCACGAGAUGCCCAGGGCCUCCGGGGGGAAUCGGGCACGGCCACCGUGCUGAUCUCUCUGCAGGACGUCAACGACAACUUCCCCAUCUUCACGCAGUCCAGGUACAUAUUUUCUGUGCCCGAAGACAUCCGUGUGGGCAGCCCCCUGGGCUCUCUGUUUGUGGAGGACCCAGACGAGCCCCAGAACCGGAAGACAAAGUACAGCAUCGUGCAGGGCGAGUACAGGGACACCUUCACCAUCGAGCCUGACCCCAGCCGCAACGAGGGCAUCAUCAAGCCCAUGAAGCCCCUGGACUAUGAACGUAUCCGGCAAUACAGCUUCACCAUCGAGGCCACGGACCCCACCAUCGACCUCCGCUACCUGAGCAGCACCUCCACCAAGAACAUCGCCCGUGUCAUCAUCAACGUCACAGAUGUGGACGAGCCCCCCACCUUCCAGCAGCCCUUUUACCACUUCCAACUGCGGGAGAACCAGAAGAAACCUCUGAUCGGCUCAGUGCUGGCCGUGGACCCCGAUGCCGCUAAGCGGAGCAUCAGAUACUCCAUCCGCAGGACAAGUGACAAGGGCCAGUUCUUCGGAAUAACCAAGCAGGGGAAUAUUUACAAUGAGAAGGAGCUGGACAGAGAAGUCUACCCCUGGUGUAACCUGACAGUGGAGGCCAAAGAGUUGGAUUCUAGUGGGACCCCCACGGGCAAAGAAUCCAUUGUGCAGGUCCACAUCGAAGUUUUGGAUGAGAACGACAAUGCCCCAGAGUUUGCCAAGCCCUACGAGCCCAAAGUGUGUGAGAACGCUGCCCAGGGCAAGCUGGUCGUGCAAAUCUCGGCAAUAGACAAGGAUAUAACACCACGAGAUGUGAAGUUCAAGUUUUCCCUGAGCACUGAGGACAGCAACUUCACCCUCACGGAUAAUCACGAUAACACGGCCAACAUCACAGUCAAGUACGGGUAUUUUGACCGAGAGCGCGCCAAGGUCCACCACCUGCCCGUGCUCAUCUCAGACAACGGGAGGCCAAGCCUCACAGGCACCAGCAUGCUGGAUGUGACCGUGUGCAAGUGCAACGAACGCGGCGAGUUCACCUUGUGUGAGGAGGUGGCCGCCCAGGUGGGCGUCAGCAUCCAGGCGCUGGUAGCUAUCUUCCUCUGCAUCCUCACCAUCACAGUGAUCACCCUCCUCAUCAUCCUGCGGCGGCGGCUCCGGAAGCAGGCCCGCGCCCACGGCAAGAGCGUGCCGGAGAUCCACGAGCAGCUGGUCACCUACGACGAGGAGGGCGGCGGCGAGAUGGACACCACCAGCUACGACGUGUCGGUGCUCAACUCGGUGCGCCACGGGGGGACCAAGCCCCCGCGGCCGGCGCUGGACACGCGGCCGUCCCUCUACGCACAGGUGCAGAAGCCGCCGCGGCACGCGCCCGGGGCGCACGGGCCCGGGGAGAUGGCCGCAAUGAUCGAGGUGAAGAAGGACGAGGCGGACCACGACGGCGGCGGCCCCCCCUACGACACGCUGCACAUCUACGGCUACGAGGGCGCCGAGUCCAUCGCCGAGUCCCUCAGCUCCCUCGGCACCGAUUCAUCUGACUCGGACAUCGAUUAUGACUUUCUCAAUGACUGGGGGCCCAGGUUCAAGAUGCUGGCCGAGCUGUAUGGCUCGGACCCCCGGGAGGAGCUGGUGUAUUAGGGGACCGUGGGCCUCUGGGCCUGGGUAGCUCAGGCUAGUCGGACACGGGCACUGAGCCCUCCAAUCACAGCACUCAUGUCCCAGCCUAACAGCCCUUCCUCAUGGGUCCCAGAGACCUCACCACCUUGGAUGGCAAAAUCCAAGUCCCUGAAAUGUCCAGGAACGUAUUUCAGUGAUGGGUACUCCCAAAACGCUGGAAAACACCAGGCUGGUGUUCUGUCUGGGCUGAGACAUCCACAUAACCCUGUCACCUGCGACUACGGGUUCAACUCAAAGACUUUCUCAGUCUUCUCAAAGCAGAUUAUGCUCAACUGCCAGGGGGAGGUCUUCCCCUGAGGUCCCUGAACCCCUAGGGGGGGCAGCUGGGGGGGGGUCCUGGUGCCUGUCACCUGGAGGCAAGGGGCUGGAUGGCAUGACUGUGGGGCGAGACUCUCUGUAGCCCGGUCCCCCAGGAGACUGGGCCCGCCCCCCAGGCCUGCCCUGCUUUAGCUUCCUCACACCCUCCCAAGACCCCCAGCAUUCUGCAGCCUCUCUCCAGGCCUGUCAAAAGGAAGGAAGGGCCUCUUGACAUCUCCUGACCUUGGGUCUUGAGGUGACCUCGCUGGCCUGCCAUGCCUGUAACUAUGCUGUACUGGGUACUGAAAAUUCAUCCAAGGUCAGGGAAAUGGCUCGUUGAACUUUAAAGCAACUGUGAAUUCAUCCUGGAGGGACAGUGCAGACCAAACGAGACCACAGAUCAUAGGGUGAGGGCCACCUCCACACCCACUCUCUCCAGAGAGGGCCAGGAGUCGCUGUGACCCCAAUUGGACACUCACGACACCCCUCCAGUUUUGCCUGGGAAGCAGGGCAGAUGUUCCCGGAGCAGAAGACCUCUCCCUGCCUCGCCCGGUCACUCAUUCAUGCUCUUUCUUUUUUCUUUCUCUCCAUCUACUCUUGAUCUCUCGACUUAGAGGCACUUAAGGUGUGACCCACAUCAACUCUGGCCAAAGUCCAAACCCAAACAUGACUGCGCAACACAGCUGUGCCAUUUGCCUUUACACCUCGUUGUUGCCACAUCUCAGGGAACCCCAGCAGGGCCCCAUCCCUACAGAAGGCAAGGCCCCUGCUCAGGCCCAGUGGUCACCUGUUCCUCUUCCACUUUCAGCCACGUACGGAACUUUCCACUGCAAACACACCUUAGGGAAGUGGCAUCACUCAACGGGGGUGCGGGGAAGGAGGCAAACUCUCUGACUCACCAUUUGUCAUGGACCAAGGUUCCUGCUCUGGGCAAGGCCCCUCAAUUCAGGGGACUGUAGAUAACACUGACUUUUUAUUUUAACCAAUAACGAGUUUUUCAUAUUUUUUUUUUACUAAUAAUACUUAUACAUUUCUAGCUCUCACAAACAUAUAGAAUAAGGGUUUUUGCAUAAUAAGCAGGUUGCUAUUUAGGUUAACAAUUUUAAUUCAGGUUUUUUAGUUGGAUAAACAAAUUCCUGUAACCUUCUAUUUCCUAUCAUUGUAGUAAUUGCUCUAGUGAUAAUGACUAUAUAUAUAUUGGCUACACUGGUGCAUGGGACAUACUGUAUUUUUUUAUAACUAAAUAAAGAAAAAUCUUGAAAUACUUCUCUUUCUAGAGCUGAGCGAGCUCAUGUGAAACACAAGCACAUACACCACCACCACCACCGUCAGAGGAACCCAGGGUGCAAGGCGACAUUUGCAGUCAGAAACACACUGCAGGAAAGUGAUUGCAGCAGAGGGACACCUAGUCCAUCCCGGUCUCCUCUCAGAGCCCCAUGCCUUCCCUCAGCCUCUGUACAUGGCCCCCAAUCCCACCCCGGCUCUACACAGCAGGCAGGGCCUCUGGAAGCUGGAGCUGCCACACCUUUUCCAACUGAGAAAUGAACCAGACGAGUGAUAUACAUCAGCAGUGAGGGAGGAAAUCUAAUUAGCUGGUUGACAACAGUGAUGGAGCGGCUGGCAUUUAGUGGGGUGUGUGGACCCCAACAUUGGGGUCCUGCCUGGAAAACCUCACAAUCGAAAAUGAGAACAGGAAGCCUCUUUGCCAGACUUGGGACUUGACUUGGGUAGGUGGGAGAUGAAGCUCACUGCAGCAAGGCCCCCGUGCCUUCAUGUCCUGCAGGAUUUCCUGGGCUGUGUGUCUCCCAGGCAUGAGCUUUUGCAAACUGUGCUCUGGAUGCACUUUCCUGGAGCUCUCAGGGGGCAAUUUGUCUUAAUUCCAAUUUUGCUCUAAUUUCAUUGGGAUUUCUUUUUUGAUCCAUUGGUUAUUUGUUUUUGAAAUGUAUUGUUUAAUUUCCAAACAUCUGUGAACUUUCCCAAUUUCCUUCCAUUAUUGAUUUCUAAUUUCAUUCCACUGUGGUCAGAGAACAUAAGUUUUAUGAUUUAAAUCCUUGUAACUUUACUGAUACUAGCUUUAUACCCUAACAUAUGUUUUAUCCUGAAGAAUGUUCCAUGUGCACUAGAGAGGAAUAUGUAUCCUACUGUUGUGAUGGAGUGUUCUAUAGUGGUAUGUUAGUGUUGUUCAAGACUUUUAUUUCCACACUGAUUUUCUGUCUAGUUAGUCUAUCAAUUAUUGAACGUCUAAUGCUAAAAUCUCCAGCUAUUACUGUUGAAUUGUAUAUUCCUCCCUUCAACUCUCAUCAGAUUUUGCUUCAUAUAGUUUGAGUCUCUGUUGUUACGGGCAUAUAAUCUUAUAAUUGUUGUAUCUUCCUGAUGGAUUGACCCUCUGAGCAUUAUCACAUGUACCUUUUUACAUCUAGUCACAAUUUUUAUCUUAAAGUCUAUUUUGUCUGAUAUUAGUAUAGUCACUCCAGCUCUCUUUUGGUUACUGUUUACAUGGUAUAUCUUUUUCUAUCCUUUUCUUUUCAACCUAUUUGUGUCUUUUAAUAGAAAGUGUGUCUUCUGUGAACAAAAUAUAGUUGGAUCAGGGCAGUUUAUCCAUUCUACCAAUCUCUCUUUGAUUGCAAUGUUUAAUCCUUUUACAUUUAAUGUAAUUACCAACAAGGUAGGGUUUAUGCCUGUCAUUUUCCUAUUUGUAUUCUUUGGCUUAUGUCUUUUUUGUUCCUCUAUUACCCCAUUAUUGCCGUGUUUAUGUUAAAUAGAUAUUUUAUAGUGUACCAUUUUAAUUCUCUUGACGUUUCUUUGACUAUAUUUUAUGUUUUUUUCUUAGUGGUUCUCCUAAGGAUUAUACUUAAAAUCUUAACUUAUAACAAUCCAGUUAGAAUUUGUACCAACUUAAUUUAAGUAGUGUACAAAACUUUGCCCCUAAUAGAUCCACUCCCUCCCCGCUCCUUUGUGCUAUCGCUGUUGUACAUACUACAUUUUUAUACAUCGUAUGCCCAUCAACAUAGAUUUAUAAUUAUUGCUUUAUGCAGUUGUCUUUUAAAUCAUAUAGGAGGGAAAAAAGAGUUACAAACUAUAUAUAUACUGCCUUUUUUUCUAUAAAUGUAUUUAUUUUAUUUAUUUUUGGCUGCAUUGGGUCUUCGUUGCUGCGUGUGUGCUUUCUCUAGUUGCGGCAAGUAGGGGCUCUUCUUCAUUGCAGUGCGCGGGCUUCUCACUGCGGUGGCUUCUCUUGUUGCGGAGCAUGGGCUCUAGGCGCGCGAGCUUCAGUAGUUGUGGCUCGCGGGCUCUAGAGCACGGGCUCAGUAGUUGUGGUGCACGGGCUUAGUUGCUCCACGGCAUGUGGGAUCUUCCUGGACCAGGGCUCAAACAAACCCAUGUCCCCUGCAUUGGCAGGCAGAUUCUUAACCACUGCACCACCAGGGGAGCCCUAUACUGUCUUUUAUAUUUACUUAUACAGUUACCUUUAUCGCUGAUCUUUAUUUCUUCAUGUGGAUUCAAGUUACUGUCUAUUUUCUUUCAUUUCAGCCUGAAUGAUCCCUUUAGUAUAUUUUGUAGGGAAGGUCUGCUAGUGAGGAAUCUAUUUUAUCUGGGAAGUCUUGAUUUCACCUUUAUUUUUUGCAGGAUAGUUUUGCUAGGUAUGGAAUUACUGGUUGAUAGGCUUUUUCUUUCAGCCCUUUGCAUGUCAUCCCACUGCCUUCUGGCCUCCCUGGCUUCUGAUGAGAAACUCAGUGUUAAUCUUAUUGAGGAAACGUUUUAUGUGAUAAGCUGUUUCUCUCUUGCUGCUUUCAAUAUUCCCUCUGUCUGUGAUUUUCAACAGUCUCAUUAUGAUGUGUCUAGAGUUGAUCUUAGGAGUUCAUUGAACUUUUUAGAUGUGUAGAUUAAUAUUUUUAUCAAAUUUGGGAAGUUUGGGACCAUUAUUUCUUCAAAUAUUCUGUCUCUUUCUCUCUCUCCUUUCCUCUGGGACUCUCAUUAUGCAUGUAUUAGGAUGCUUGCUAAUGUCCAAUGGGUAUCUAAGGCUCUAUUAAUUUUCUUUUUUCUGCUCCUCAGACUAGAUUAUCUCAAUUAACCUAUCUUCAAGUUUGCUGACCCUUUCUUCAGCUAACUCACAUUUGCUGUUGAGGUCUUCUAGUGUAUUUUCCUUUCACUUAUUGUACUUUCAACUCCAGAAUUUCUAUUUGGUUCUUUUUUAUACCUCUUUAUUGAUAUUCUCUAUUUGUUGACACACCACUCUCAUACUUCUCUUUCAUUCUUUAGACAUGGUUUCCUUUAGUUCUUUGAAAAGAUUUUGAAUAACUGGCUUAAAGUAUUUGUCUAGUAAGUCCAACCUUUGGGUUUCUUUAGGGAUAAUUUCUAUUGAAUGCUUGUUUUCUUGUGAAUGGGCCAUUCUUGCUUAUUUCUUGGCAUGUCUCGUAAUUUCUAUAGAAAAUUGGAUAUUUAAAUAAUACAAUAUGGCAACUGCAGAAACCAGAUCCCUGACCCCCAGAGUCUGUUGUGGCUGGGUUUUGUUGCUUCUGCAGUUUGUUUAGUGACUUUCCUAAACUAAUGCUGUAAAGUUUGUACUCUUUGUUGUGUGCGGUCACUGAAGUCUCUGUUUGGUAGUGCUCAGUUAGCAAUUGGACAGAGUCCCUUAAAUGCCUGGAAUGAAUAAGUCUCUCAGCAUUUGCCAAGGAGUUCUGUAUUUGGGGGAAUUCCUCUGAUACUCAGGCAGGCAGUCUACAAAUCUGCCUUAGCCUUAACUUUUUGUUGCACAGAGCCUCCAGGUCAGUCAGAGGUGAGAGCUUAGGGCCUUCCCAGGUCUUCUCUGAGAAUGUGCACAUCCCUGCACAUGUGAGUGGCCUUUUAGAUUCCCAGGAAUAUGCCAAAGUUUUUCAAAGCCCUCUGUGGACAGCUCAUGCCCUAACUCUUCCUUUAAGACUUUUGGUUAGCUCCUUGUUUGCCCUAGUUGUUAUUAUUGCCUCAGGCAACUGUGAUGUUAAAUGAUUGCCAUUGAUUAUUUUCAACAAAUGCCCCCAGGAAAAAAGGCUUGCUUGCAUUAAGCAAGCUUCAAGCCAGGUCAACUAAACACAACCUUUCAAGGGAGGUCAUCUAGGGAACCACCAGAUGGGUCAAAUGAGGACAGUUACCUGGGAAAUUGAGCUUUGGAGGAGUUGCAAUUCUGUUCUGCCCCUUCCAAUGGCUUCCAGGCUGCUGAUUUUCACUGUUAAUUGUGGAGCUACUGGGUUUCAAGGCUACUACAGGACUGGAGAGAGGGGAAUGGGACUAUGGAAAGUUAAAACACUACAAAGUUCACUAUUCUUACCA
This is a messenger RNA of Orcinus orca (killer whale), 8346 nucleotides long. It is a transcript of the gene CDH5, whose product is annotated as cadherin 5. The transcript is spliced from 12 exons. Bases 364 to 2706 code for a protein of 780 amino acids. NCBI's taxonomy places the organism in Eukaryota, Metazoa, Chordata, Mammalia, Artiodactyla, Delphinidae. Gene Ontology annotation, biological process: multicellular organism development; regulation of establishment of cell polarity; adherens junction organization. Gene Ontology annotation, cellular component: adherens junction; catenin complex; plasma membrane. The record is from RefSeq and is a predicted model, not a curated record. Gene Ontology annotation, molecular function: calcium ion binding; cadherin binding.